This is a messenger RNA of Branchiostoma floridae (Florida lancelet), 1858 nucleotides long. RefSeq lists its product as uncharacterized. Gene Ontology annotation, molecular function: carbohydrate binding. The coding region runs from base 85 to 1632 and encodes 515 amino acids. Lineage: Eukaryota; Metazoa; Chordata; Leptocardii; Amphioxiformes; Branchiostomatidae. The transcript is spliced from 10 exons. The record is from RefSeq and is a predicted model, not a curated record.
CACAAAGACCAGACGUCAGAUGGUCAUGUAGGGGUUCGUCAGCACUACGUCCAUGUAGAGAAGCCCUUAUAGACAAGCCCAAGAAUGGCCAACAUGGGAAACUGGACGUACAGCAAGGCCUUCGUUCUCCUGUACUUUGCUGUGAUGUGGUCAAGCCCGAAUGUGUACGGAUUAACUAAGCAGGAAGCGGCCCAGUUGCAAAGUCUGAUGUUAGAGGUGAAGGCUAAGAUUGACGGGGCGAUGGAGCAGGUAGCCCACACCCGGGACCACUCAUUGUCACAGAGAUUCGUCUUCGGCCCGCCGCAUGCAACAGCCUACGCCUGUGGUGAGAGUGGCACCUUGCAGCUGUCGUGCGCGGAGGGAAAGACGCUCCUGAUCUUGGACGCCAACUACGGCCGCACGUCGACCGACCACGCCUGCCCAUGCUCCACCUGUCGUGCCGACUGCCGGGCAGCCAGCAGUCUGUCAGUGGUACGGGGAGCCUGCCAGGGCAAACGGCAGUGCGCCGUGCGGGCCACUGCCUCCGUCUUCGGCGACCCCUGCUGGGGUGUGCAGAAGUACUUGGAAGCGUCAUACCGCUGUAUCAUAGAAAGUAACGUCGCCCAGGGUAAGACAGCAACAGCAAGCUCUCAUCCAUCACAUUGGGGACCCGGAAAGGCCGUGGACGGCUCCAGAGGGACAAGCGUUUCCUGGUACAACCAGUGCCUCCACACGAAUCGGGUGUAUGAGCCGUGGUGGAAGGUGGACCUGGGUGGUGCGGACUCCUACACCGUUAAUCGGGUCAGCGUUCUGAACAGGGGCGACUGCUGUGGAGAGCGACUGCGAAACUUCCAGGUGCGAGUUGGCCCGGACGAGAACUUGGCCCAGAAUGACCAGUGUGGGGAGACUUACACGGCACGUCCAGCCAAUGGAGCAACCAUCGUGGUGUACUGCGACCAGCCGAUGUCCGGCCGUUAUGUGUCCAUUCAGGUGAUGGGCCGGUCCGAAAAUCUGCAGAUUUGUGAGGUCGAGGUCUUCGCCGAAACAGUGAGCAAGUACAUCAGCCUGGGUUGCUGGAGGGACUCAUAUACCCGCGCCCUUCCGAUUCUGGAGGGAUCAGAUGAACGUCUGGAUGGCAGCAGCUACUAUUCCCGUCAAAACCCCAUAGAGAAGUGUUACCAGGUAGCCAGUUCUCGUGGUUUCACCGUGUUUGCUGUUCAGAAUGGAGGACAGUGUUUCGGGUCUGCUGACGGGCUCAACACAUUUAACAGACAUGGCCCUUCCACAGCCUGUGCGGCGGACGGCGAAGGCGGGCCUUGGGGAAACGAGGUCUACAAGAUUACAGGAGGCGAAAGCCGUGAGUACAUCAGCCUGGGAUGCUGGAGGGACACACGUUCCCGCGCCAUUCCUACACUCGAGGGAUCAGAUGCACGCCUAGAUGGCAGCGCCAGUUCCCGUCAAAACCCCAUAGAGAAGUGUUACCAGGUAGCACGUUCUCGUGGUUUCCCCAUGUUUGCUUUGCAGUAUCGUGGCGAGUGUUAUGGGUCUGCUAACGGGCUCAACACCUUCAACAGGUACGGGUCUUCCACGGCCUGUACGGCAGACGGCGAGGGCGGGGCUUGGGCAAACGAGGUCUACAAGAUUACAGGGUAACGGAAUAGAGACCCGCAGCACUGACGGCUACCCAUCUCCACAAUGUAGCAUGGAAUUCGAAGCAGUGGCAAAGGGACAGAGCUGUCAACAACACAAUGGAGAGAACAGACAUCUGAUCUUUGUGUGUAUGUGUGUGCGUGCGCGUGAUAUUUUGACGAGAGCUUCAAAGAUUUGAUGAGAAAAAAAGUUUUACACGAUGGUUUGUCACGUUUUGCAUAUAAUUCAC